This is a messenger RNA of Solenopsis invicta (red fire ant), 1884 nucleotides long. RefSeq names its product vacuolar protein sorting-associated protein VTA1 homolog (gene Vta1). Gene Ontology annotation, biological process: late endosome to vacuole transport via multivesicular body sorting pathway. Bases 233 to 1093 code for a protein of 286 amino acids. Gene Ontology annotation, cellular component: multivesicular body. The transcript has 4 exons. The record is from RefSeq and is a predicted model, not a curated record. Lineage: Eukaryota; Metazoa; Arthropoda; Insecta; Hymenoptera; Formicidae.
AUAGCUGCUUCAAAAUAAAGUCGCAGCUAAGGACAGCUACAAAUCUGAUGAUCUGAUCGAUUAUUUCGCUGAUAAGAAAUCGUCUUUUCGUUGAGUGUCAAGAAAUCUCGUCGCUAAACAGGCCAAUAAUUACUCUUCGGACAUUAAAUAUAUAAUUACGGAAAUCCACACGCGCGACAAGCGAUCAAGAGGAGAUAAUUCUAAGAAAUAACGUGCAUCUUUCUUAUUCCAAAUGGCACUGACAGGACCCGACUUGCCGAAAGUUCCGACUAAUUUAAAAUCUAUACAACCAUAUUUAACAGUCGCGACAAAGCACGACCAGCGAGAUAGCGUUGUCAGUUAUUGGUGUCGGCUGUAUGCUCUGCAAACUGGAUUGAAGCUAUCAACCAAGACGUCAGAGGAAACCACUUUUCUGAUGAAGCUAAUGGAUUGGUUAGAAGUGACAAAGAAACAAUUACACGACAACGAAGCUAUUACUAACGAUGUAGCUGCUCAAGCACACGUAGAAAAUUGGGCCUUAAAGCUUUUCUUGUAUGCCGAUAAAAACGAUAGGGCUGCAAACUUUUCUAAGAAUGUAUUACAGAGUUUUUACACUGCUCAGAUAUUGUAUGAUGUAUUGACACUAUUUGGAGAAUUGAGUGUUGAAGCAACGCAGAAUCGGAAGUAUGCUCAAUGGAAAGCCGCUUACCUCCACAAUUGUAUGGUAAAUGGAGAAACUCCAGUGCCUGGGCCAAUGAAAGAAUCAGAUGAUGAAAGUGAUACAGUCAACACAUCGAAUGACAAUGAUGGAGAACCUAAAUCAAAUGUACAGCCUGAAAGUCCUAAGGAUAAUACUUUGCCAGGUGUCCCAGACUUCCCAAGUAUCCCAUCCAUCCCUGCGGAUCCUCCAACUACAAGGACACAAUCAUUUGAGCCAGGAGAUGAUACGUAUAAAACAGAAAGUGGUACCAACUUGUCAGUUGAACAAAUUGCUAAGGCUCAAAAACUUAUCAAAUGGGCGAGUAGUGCUUUGGACUAUGAUGACCUAGCUACUUCUGUAAUGAACCUUCGGAAAGCUCUGCAUCUUUUAACUACUGGUCAGGAAUCUGUGUAGAUGAACAAAUUGGAGAGAAAGCAUGCAUCUUGUAAUUAAUUACAUUAAACUUAUCGCUUGUAUCGUGUAUAAUGGCCAGUAAAAGGUAUUUUACUAAUGUUUCAUAACUUUUACAACCUUGAGUAUAGAUAAUAGAAGAUUAAUAAAAGAAGCAUAUACAGUUAGCUAGUCAAAUUAACCUCGAAUAUAGUGCACUUAUUGAAAAUAGAAUUGUUACAGAUCGUGUUUCCAGACUGUAACUGUUACUAUUCAAGAUGAUAGAUGUGUUACUGUAUAGAAUUUCAUAAUAUUUAUUAAAACCAUUAGAUCUAUGCAUAAAUCCACAAGACUUUGAUUAAUUAAAAUAUUUGUAAAAAUAAGUUGCAACAAUAUAAUUUAUUUAAAAUAGUUUCUAAUAUUUUCAACAACUUUUUACCGAUAUUUUGGUAGCAAGUGAAUGAUACUAGAAGGCAGCAAGUGAAUGAUACUGACUUUGAACUGAGCGAAACUUAACUGUACAAAUUUAUGCAUAGAUCUAAUAUUUACUUAGAGAGUAUUAAUAUUCUUUUUGAUAAAAGUUGUAGCAUCUUGCUACCUCUGUAGAAAGAAACAAAAAUGUUUUCUACAAUUAGAUUUUUACUCACGUUAUUAUUAAUGAAACAUUCUUUAGAGGAAUUAUUGUUAUUUUGUUAAUAAACAACGAAAAUUGAGCACUUAAAUAAAAUAUAAUAUAUAAGUCGAUUAUCUUGAAAAUAGAAAAUCUUGAACAAGAUUGCUUUAAAAUAAAUGACAAAGAAAUGUUUGAGAAAUAA